Messenger RNA from Neltuma alba, 2310 nucleotides. Its product is annotated as protein ENDOSPERM DEFECTIVE 1. Gene Ontology annotation, molecular function: microtubule binding. The transcript has 7 exons. The record is from RefSeq and is a predicted model, not a curated record. The coding region runs from base 232 to 1911 and encodes 559 amino acids. Gene Ontology annotation, biological process: spindle assembly. Gene Ontology annotation, cellular component: nuclear microtubule; cytoplasm. NCBI's taxonomy places the organism in Eukaryota, Viridiplantae, Streptophyta, Magnoliopsida, Fabales, Fabaceae.
CCCUCCGCCAUUCCAUCGUCGCUCACACCUUCUCUUCUUCCGAGAUAGGUUGGCUUUCCUCUGAAUUUGAGACUUCAAACUUCAAUCCCUCCGUUUCCCACUUCCCUCCUCUGAAGAAUAUACUCCAAACGGAGUGAGAGAGAGACUCGGCGAUGCCAAAUCAAUUCUCAAACCGGAACUUCGAUUUGGGAAAGUGAAUUGAAUGUUUGGCUGUGCAAAAAUUCUUCGAAGAUGAUUCAAGAACAUAAGCAGCUCAAAGUUACAGAGAAGUCCAAUUCCGCGAUGGACAUGGUUACGGAUGUUGCGGCUCCUCCUCCACCUCCUCUUCCUCCGCCGCCGCCCUCGCCCUCUCAUCAACGGCGGCCUAGGGUGAGGGAAGUGAGUUCUAGAUUUAUGUCUCCUGUGGUAUCUUCUGUACAGAGGCGGCCACGGCAGCAGCAAUCCGAAGUAGAUCCCUUGAGUACUGCUGAUGUGAACCGACCUAUAGAAAAUUCGGAAACUCCAUUUCCUUUUGGAUCUCAGUGUAAAUCAAAUGUAGUAAAUACGACUGCCACUAUACAGAGAAAACAACGAGCUGUGAAACUCUUUAAGGAGAAUGGUGGAGGAGGAAGAGUUGAACAGCAACCUCCUCACCCUUCAAAGUCCUGUUCUGGGAGGAUCGGAAAUGGUUUUACCUCACCCUCCUUGAGACCGGACACUCCAACAGUAACUGUAUCCUCAAGAUACAGACUCACUUCGCAUCAGCGUUCUGCUAGUAUGAAUGCCACAGCUGCUUCAAAACUAUUGCAAGCAAGUGGGAUGUCAUCGGGAAGUCAAUCUUCCACUGCAAAUUCAUUUAAGGGCAACAUUGGUUCGCCCCAAAGGGAAACCAAUUCAGUGUCUGGGGAUACUUCUUCGGUAUGCUCUGAUGACGAAAAUCAUAGCAACUCGGAGGUCAACUGCAGCAUACAGUCACUUCCAGAAUUUCGGUCGUCUGUGCUGGAGGGAGAAAUGUUGCCUGCUGUGUCUACUAGAUCAGUGGAUGAGAAAACUGGCAAUAAGGGUGCUGUAAGAAGUAGUGGGGACAGUUUGAAAUUCCCCACAACACCUUUCUCACGUUCUCUUAACCCGUCAUUAUCAGGCAGUGAGCAUUUACUAAAUCAUUCCAUAAGGGGCAGUGAGAAACAUGUGACUUCUCUUGUCAAGCAGUAUGCAAAUUCUGCAAAAGUUGGAGGUCUUUGUUUGCCCCCAGUAGCUCCGUGUCCAAAACCGGGGGUAGAUAUAAAGAAAAGUAAAAAAGGUUCCAAUCAUCAGGAAAUCGUGCAUAGCCUGAGAUUGCUAUAUAAUCGUUAUCUGCAAUGGAGAUUUGCCAAUGCAAAAGCAGAAUCCUCAUUGAAAGCUCAGCAAGGAGAAAGUGAGAAAGCACUUUAUUCUCUGGCAUUGAAAAUGUCAGAGUUACGUGAUUCUGUGAACUUGAAACGCUUAGAAGUGCAGCUUUUGCAGAGAGCAAAGACUUUGUUAACAAUUCUUGAAGCUCAAAUCCCUCAUUUGGAUGAGUGGUCCUCUUUAGAAGUAGAGUAUUCUAUCUCCUUGACUGAAGCAAUCGAGGCAUUGUUGAAUGCCUCAGUGCAACUUCCAGUAGGUGGGAAUGUGAAGGUUGAUGCAAGGGAGGUGGGGGAGGCGAUAAACUCAGCCAUGAAGAUGAUGGAAUCAAUUGUUUUCCAUGUCCAAAGAUUUACAUCAAAGGUUGAAGAAACGGACAUAUCUAUUUCAGAAUUAGCCGGGGUUGUUGGUGGAGAAAGAGCUUUUAUUGGAGAAUGUGGAAGUUUAUUGGCAAGGGCAUAUAAAUCACAGGUGGAAGAGUGCAGUUUGAGGAGCCAACUUAUGCAAAUCCAUUCAACCGACCACAAAGCUAAAACAGUAGAAUUAUAAGCACAAGAUAUUUUCAUUCUUGGUCCAUGCUGUGGUUGUCCUUGCGAUGCUGCUAUUCUACUUAUUCAACAUGACAUCCACCGAGAGAAAGUAAUCACAGCUGAAUUGUGGUCUGUGCAUAUAUAUGAUGCUGAUUUGUUCAUAGCUGAAGAGACGGAAUCAACAGUACAAGAAGCCAUAUGGAUCUAUUUCUCUGUUUUGUGUUUGGAGAUGAUCCAUUCACUCAUUUGUGGAUAAGUGAGAUAUGUUUGAGCUGUGUUUAUAGUUGCAAUGCAUGUGUAGAGCUCGGUCAAUGGCCAUCUCUUUCCUUGUCUCACUUAUCAGAUGGCAAUAAAAGUGAAAUGACAUGUAUACAAAUUUUGUCAUCUAUUCAAUCGGAAUCUACUUGGAUUUUAUUUU